AUGGCCAUGGCCAAGCCCAAGCUGAUCUGGGCAAAUGAGUUUCUUGCAUUGAUCUUCUCUUAUGAUAUCAUUUAUUCAACUGAAGCAAGAUCGUUAAUGUUGAACACAGCAGACCCAAAUGAAACACACCAGAUAAUUUUGUCAUCCAAAACCAAAAAACCAGAUGACGCAACGCCGGCUUUGCCCUCAAAAUUAGGUUACACAACUGUUACAGUGAAAGAAGAAGAUGCCUUCCGACCCACAAGACUAGGCCAGAGUCCUGGUUGUGGUAACUGA
This is a messenger RNA of Prunus armeniaca (apricot), 276 nucleotides long. Lineage: Eukaryota; Viridiplantae; Streptophyta; Magnoliopsida; Rosales; Rosaceae. The record is from the annotation of a GenBank genome assembly.